AUGAGUAUUGAUAUUGGAAAAAAAGGUUUCGGAACCAUGUCUAUGACUUGGGUGCACCAUCCCCAACCAUUGGAAGAGUCUAUUAAAACUUUAGAACAUGUUAGAACUAAAUAUGGAGUCAAAUUCUUCAAUGGGUCUACCUUUUACCAUGUAGGUCCUGAACCAUUGAAUUUGAAGUUAUUAAGAGAAUUUGCAAUUGCAGCCAAAGAUCCUGAAUUGAUCUUCUCUAUUAAAGGAGGAAUGAGUAGGGAAGUCUUAUUUAAAUUCGAAACUGACAAAAAAGGUAUUGACUCAGAUAUGGAAUUAUUGGAUGAAUAUUUCGGUGAUUUAAAUCCUAAACCGAAGUUGGUGUAUGAAAUUGCUAGAGUUGGGUCUGUUCCUAUUGAAGAAUCAAUCGGGUUCAUUUACGAGCACGUCAAAGCUGGUAGAAUCGAUGGUAUUUCCUUGAGUGAAGUUGGUGUUGAAUCUAUCAAAAAGGCAGUUGCUGUAGCUCCUAUUUCUUGUUUAGAAGUAGAAAUCUCCUUAUUCGCUCAAGAUAUUGUCAAGAAUGGUAUUUUGGCUGAAGCCGCUAAAAACCAAAUUACCAUCGUUGCAUAUUCUCCUUUAGCAAGAGGUAUUUUGACUGAAAAAGCCUUGGAACCUGAUUUCUUGGAUCAACUUAAAGCUAGUGGUAAUCAUGCUGCCGCUUUUGAUAAGUUUCAACCUGAUACCUUCCAAAAAAAUAUGAGUUGUUUGAAGAAGUUACAUGAUUUUGCUCAUAAUAAAAAGAACAUCACUUUGGAAUCUUUGUCUUUGAGUUACUUAAAUAGCUUAUCAGGACUUAAGGAGUUCGAAGGAAUCAAGAAUAUCCCAGCAAUUGUACCAAUCCCUUCAGGAAAAUCAAUUGAAAGAGUAGAUCAAAACUACUCCACCUUAGUUGAAUUAUCUCCGGAGGAGAUUUCUGAAAUUCAAGCGAUCUUGCAUGAAAACGAAGUCAUUGGUUCAAGAUAUACUGAGGCUUUAUCUCACACAUUAAACGGUUAG
Messenger RNA from Yamadazyma jaroonii, 1023 nucleotides. The record is from the annotation of a GenBank genome assembly. NCBI's taxonomy places the organism in Eukaryota, Fungi, Ascomycota, Pichiomycetes, Serinales, Debaryomycetaceae.